Molecule: messenger RNA, 2988 nt
Organism: Urocitellus parryii (Arctic ground squirrel)
Lineage: Eukaryota; Metazoa; Chordata; Mammalia; Rodentia; Sciuridae
Source: RefSeq, a predicted model, not a curated record
AUGAAGUCAGUCACAGUGCCAAUACUUCUGACCCUGGCUCUUUGCCUCAUUCAAGAUGCUGCCAGUGAAGAUGCAAAUCAGGAAACAUGCAGUGGAUUUCAAGACUUGAUGAAAAAUGGGAAAUUGUUCUGUUCUCAGGAUAAAAAACUUUUUCAAAGCCCUCAAGGAAAAUUGCUCUUCAACAAAUGUGUCACAUGCAAAAUGAUACUGGAAAAAGAAGCAAAAUCUCAGAAAAGAACUGGGCGUUUAGUGAAAGCCACUGCCCCAACAGAGCUGAAUUGCAGUGAUUUCCAGAAAGGAGAAAAAGAUGGGGAUUUUAUCUGUACUGCUGAUGAUGCUGCAGUUUGUGGCACAGAUGGGAAAACAUACCGCAACAGAUGUGAACUGUGUGCUGAGAAUCAGAAGACCAGCUCCCAAGUUGGCAUAAAAGGCGAGGGAAAAUGUGAAAGCAGUAAUCCAGAACAGGAUGUAUGCAGUGCUUUUCGGGCCUAUGUGAAAGACGGAAGACUUGGAUGCACAAGAGAAAACGAUCCAGUUCUUGGUCCUGAUGGGCGAACACAUGGCAAUAAGUGUGCAAUGUGUGCUGAGCUCUUUUUGAAAGAAGCUGCAGAAAAUGCCAAGCGAGAAGGUGAAAAUAGAAUUCGAAGAAAUGCUGAAAAGGACCUCUGCAAGGAAUUUGAGAACCAAGUGAGGAAUGGGAGACUCUUUUGUACACGAGAGAGUGACCCCAUCCGUGGCCCUGACGGCAGGAUGCAUGGCAACAAAUGUGCGCUGUGUGCUGAAGUUUUCUUGAGGAACUUUUCUGAAGAAAAAAAUAAAUCAGAUCAAAAUCUGAUUGAGAAUGAAGAAAAUGUUAAAGUUAAAAGAGAAAUUGAGAAACAAUGCAGUGAAUAUCGAGAUCAUGCAAAGAAGGGGAUACUUUUCUGCACCAGAGAAAAUGACCCUGUCCGUGGUCUAGAUGGAAAAAUGCAUGGCAACCUGUGCUCCAUGUGCCAAGCCUUCUUCCAACAAGAAGCUGAAGAAAAGAAAAAGGCUGAAGCCCAAGCAAGAAACAAAAGAGGAUCCGAAAAUUCACCUUCAUAUGAAGAUCUUUGCAGUGAAUAUCRACAGUUGGUGAGGGAUGGGAGACUCCCCUGCACCAGAGAGAAUGACCCCAUUCAGGGCCCAGAUGGAAAAUAUCACAUUAUCCUCAUGAAUAGAAGUUAUUUUAAACAAGAAGAAAAAUCAACAGCAAAAGAAAAAAGGGAAGCUGCAAAGGAAAUCUGCAGUGAAUUCCAGAACUACGUGAGAAAUGGAUCACUCRUAUGCACCAGAGAGCACAACCCUGUUUUUGGCCCAGAUGGCCAAAUUCAUGGAAACAAGUGUUCCAUGUGUUCUAGUGUGUUCAUGCUUGAAGAAGAGGAGAAGAAAAAACAUAACGAAGAAGAAACAGAGAAAGUUGAGGCUGAAAAAGUUAAGAGAGAAGCCGUGGAGAAGCUGUGCAGUGAAUACCGUCAGUAUGUGAAGGAUGGGCGGCUCCCCUGCACCAGAGAGAAUGACCCCAUUGAGGGCCUGGAUGGGAAAAUCCACGGCAACACUUGCUCCAUGUGUGAGGCCUUCUUCCUGCAAGAAGCAAAAGAAAAAGAUAAUGAAUCCAGAGAAAAAAUUAAAAGAGAAUCUGAAAAGGAAAAUGAAGAAAGAAAGAAGAAAGAAGAGGAUGAUCAGAGAAAUUCUGCAGGACAAGGUUCUAAUGGUGGAGGAGGGAAAGCUCAGGAUCCAUGUGCUGAGUAUCGGGAUCAUAUGCAAAAUGGAAAACUCAGCUGCACUCGGGAGAGUGAUCCUGUACGUGGUGCUGACGGGAAAUCAUACAACAACAAAUGUGCCAUGUGUAAAGAGCUACUGCAAAAAGAAGUAGAGGAAAAAGAAAAGAAUUCUGGCAUCAGAUCAAAUGAGACUGGAUCAGAGUCAGGAAAGGAUGUAUGUGAUGAGUUUAGAAGCCAUCUAAAAAAUGGACAACUCAUCUGCACUCGAGAGAGCGACCCCGUCCGGGGUCCUGAUGGCAAGACACAUGGCAAUAAAUGUGCCAUGUGUAAGGAGAGGCUGGAAAAGGAAGCAGCUGAGAAAAAAAAGAAAGAAGAUGAAGAAAAGAAAAAUACAKGGGAAAAGAACAACAACAAGGAGGAUCUGUGUUAUGAAUUCCGGAGCAAGCAGAAAGAUGRAAAGCUUGUCUGCACCAGAGAAAAUAACCCUGUUCGAGGCCCAGAUGGCAAGAUGCAUGCCAACAAGUGUGCCAUGUGUCUGAGCGUCUUUGAGCGAGAAGCCAGUGAAAGAAAAAAUGAUAAAGAGUCAAGUUCCAAGCCUUCAAACAAGCCUUCAAAUGAUGCAAAGGACCAGUGCAGAGAGGUUCAGAAUGAAGCAGAGGAUGCAAAGUUUAGACAGUCUGGGAGUACCUUGGCCUCUGUUGCCGGGAUCAGAGCAGAUGAGUGCAGUGAGUUUCGGAAACACUUGAGGAAUGGAGAGCUCAUCUGUACCCGAGAGCAUGACCCCGUCCGUGGCGAUGAUGGAAAGUUCUACAGAAACAAGUGCCACAAGUGCAGAGCUGUCUUUCAAAAAGAAAUGUUUGAAAGAGUAAAACUUCGUAAAAUGUCAUUCCACAUUAGAGCUUCCGAAGAGGAAAACAGCCCAGGUUCGCCCAGUUCUUCUCUGGAUUCCGAGAUGUGCAAACAGUACCGAGUGCUGCCAAGGAUGGGUUUUCUUUGCCCAAAGGAUUUACAGCCUGUCUGUGGUGAUGAUGGACAAACAUAUAACAACCCUUGUAUGCUCUGUCAUGAAAACCUGAUGCGUCAAAUGAAUAUACACAUACGUAGUGAAGGGAAGUGUGAGGAAAGCAGCAUCCCAGAAACCCCUGUGGACGCACAGACAUCUGUGAGUACCCGGGACUUCCUGCUCAGGGUGUUAGAAGCAGCUGGUCUGCCUCUGUCCUCUUGCUCUGGGUUGGAAAUUUCUUAG